Elgaria multicarinata webbii is the source of this 3755-nucleotide messenger RNA. It is a transcript of the gene COL21A1, whose product is annotated as collagen type XXI alpha 1 chain. The coding region runs from base 36 to 2900 and encodes 954 amino acids. NCBI's taxonomy places the organism in Eukaryota, Metazoa, Chordata, Lepidosauria, Squamata, Anguidae. The transcript is spliced from 28 exons. The record is from RefSeq and is a predicted model, not a curated record.
AUUUUAGGAUUUGAAGUGCGGGAAAUACUGUAUACAUGGCAAAGAACAUCACAUUUCUUCAGACAGUUUUAAUGUUGUUACUACACGAUUACAUAUCAGCUGAAGAUGGUGAUAUAAGAUCAAGUUGCCGAACUGCCCCAGCAGACUUAGUUUUUAUCUUGGAUGGCUCCUACAGUGUUGGCCCAGAAAACUUUGAAAUCAUCAAAAGAUGGCUUGUCAAUAUUACCAGUAACUUUGACAUAGGACCAAAGUUUAUUCAGGUUGGAGUAGUCCAGUACAGUGAUUAUCCUGUACUUGAAAUUCCACUUGGGUCUCAUGAUUCCAAUGAAAAUCUAGUCAGAGGAAUGGAAUACAUACAGUACCUGGGUGGAAAUACAAGAACAGGGAAGGCAAUUCAGUUUGCGAUUGACCACCUGUUUGCUAAAUCCCCAAGAUUCCUUACAAAAAUCGCAAUUGUUCUCACUGAUGGUAAGUCACAAGAUGAAGUCAAAGAUAUAGCCGCUGAAGCAAGAAGAAACAAGAUCACUCUGUUUGCCAUUGGAGUUGGUUCAGAAACUGAAGAGGAUGAAUUGAGAGCAAUUGCCAACAAGCCCUCAUCCAGAUACGUGUUCUACGUUGAAGAUUAUAUUGCAAUAUCCAGAAUAAGAGAAAUAAUAAAGCAGAAACUCUGUGAAGAAUCUGUUUGUCCAACGAGAAUUCCUGUGGCAUCUCGGGAUGAAAAAGGAUUUGAUAUCCUUCUAGGCUUAGGUGUGAAGAAGAAGGUGAAAAAGAGAAUUCAGGUCUCAUCUACGAAUGCAAAAGCUUAUGAAGUAACUUCACGCAUUGAUUUGUCAGAAUUGACAAGGGAUGUCUUUCCAGAAGGCCUUCCUCCAUCGUAUGUGUUUGUAUCCACUCAGAGGUUUAAAGUUAAAAAAACAUGGGACUUAUGGAGGAUUCUAACCCUGGAUAGAAGAUCACAAAUGGCUGUUACUGUACACGGCGAAGACAGAACAUUAUCAUUUACUACAACAAGCCUAGUAAAUGAUACUCAGGUUGUUACUUUUACUGCACCCCGUGUAAAGACAUUGUUUGAUGAAGGCUGGCAUCAAAUCCGUCUCUUAGUAACAGAAGCAGAUGUGACGUUGUAUAUAGAUGAUCAAGAAACAGAAAUGAAGCCAUUGCAUCCUGUUUUAGGGAUCUAUAUUAGUGGACUAACCCAAAUAGGAAAAUAUUCUGGGAAAGAGGAGACUGUACAGUUUGAUAUCCAAAAGCUAAGGAUCUACUGUGACCCAGAACAAAACAACCGAGAAACAGCCUGCGAGAUACCUGGGAUUUGCCUGAAUGGACCUAGUGAUGUAGGAUCUACGCCACCUCCUUGUAUAUGUCCUCCAGGAAAACAAGGUCCACCAGGCUCCAAAGGAGAUCCUGGACAACCUGGGAAUCACGGCUAUCCCGGAGAAUCUGGUCCAGAUGGUAAGCCUGGCCACCAAGGAAUAGCAGGAACUCCAGGUAUUCCAGGAUCCCCAGGGAUUCAAGGGCCGCGUGGCUUAACAGGCAUGAAGGGUGAACCUGGGUCCGAUGGGAGAAAGGGUGAACGUGGCCUUCCAGGUUUCCCUGGAUUACAUGGAAUGCCGGCAUCUAAGGGUGACAGAGGACUAAAAGGAGACCAAGGAGUACCAGGAAUUUAUGGGAAAAAGGGUGCAAAAGGGGAAAAGGGUGUUGCAGGAUUUCCAGGAAUGCCUGGCCGACUUGGGGAUCCUGGGAGGAGUGGGAAGGACGGCACACCUGGAAAUCCAGGCUUUAAGGGAGAAGCUGGACAACCAGGUUCUGCAGGACCAGAAGGAAGGCGGGGUGAUCCUGGAAUUCCUGGGAUUCCUGGAGUUCAAGGAAUAAAAGGAGAAAAGGGUGAAAUUGGACCACCAGGACAAGAGGGAACAAAAGGAUCAUCAGGGAUGCCUGGCCUGUCUGGACAUGAGGGAUCAUCAGGUUUACCUGGAGGACCUGGGCCUAAGGGCAGCAAGGGAGCACAAGGACUACAAGGGAAAUCAGGCAUGCCAGGUGUCAAGGGAGAACAAGGGAGACCAGGUACUUCAGGUGAACCAGGCUAUCCCGGAAUACCUGGCACACAGGGUUUGAAGGGAGACAAAGGAAAUCAGGGUGAAAAAGGCAUCCAGGGUCAGAAGGGGGAAAGUGGAAGAGCAGGUACUCCGGGACAUAAGGGAGCCAUGGGAUUAAAUGGAGCUGAAGGAGAGAAAGGUGAGAAAGGAGAUCCUGGCAUGCGUGGCACCAAUGGACAAAAGGGAGAACCUGGAGUUAAUGGUUUCAUUGGUCUACCAGGCCCAAGAGGAACGCAAGGGGAGAGGGGAUCUCCAGGAACACCUGGGUCAGAUGGAAAACCUGGAAGAGGCUUUUCAGAAGAAUUCAUUCGGCAAGUUUGCGCAGAUGUUCUAAGAACCCAGUUGCCUACUAUACUUCAGAACGGAAGGCUACAACACUGUGAUCAUUGCCAGUCGCAUGGUGCUGCCCCCGGGCCUCCUGGCCCACCAGGCCCAGCUGGCCCAGAAGGUCCUCGAGGUUUUCCUGGCUUGCAAGGAAAUGAUGGUGUUUCAGGUCUGUCAGGAGCUCCUGGGCGUCCUGGGGCACGUGGAGCAAAAGGAACACCAGGAAAAAAUGGAGCUAAAGGAAGCCAAGGAAUUGGGGUCCCAGGAAUACACGGUCCUCCAGGACCUCCAGGUCCUGAAGGCCCACCUGGGAUAAGUAAAGAAGGACGUCCUGGAGUACGCGGGGAUCCAGGGAAAGAUGGAGACCGUGGAAAUCCUGGAAUCCCUGGACAAACUGGACCGCCUGGAAUUUGUGACCCAUCUUUAUGCUUUAGCGUAAUUGUAGGAAGAGAUCCAUUUAGAAAGGGACCAAAUUAUUAAUCUGGGAUGUGCUGGUGGCAGACUAGGCUUGGUGCUUGCCCUUUAUGAUCUUUCAAGUCUCAGGAAGAUGACUAGCAAUGAUCGCAUUUCCCAGGAAGUAAAGUACCUCUGGUGUGUAAAUUAAUAUGGUAAAAUCUUCCAUAUUCAAUUUAAGUCUCUAAACAUGUGGGGCCUUCAAGCUGAUUAAACCUCGGGUCCUGAUCCAGUUCAACUUAGUUAUCACUCUCCUUUUGAAAGCAAUGGAAAAAACCACACAUCAUUAACUUAAGUCCCAUUGCUUUGAAUCGUGGCGAAUUUCAGCUGGAUUUGCAGCUCUGAUAUCCAAUGGGAGUGCAUUUUUACCUAUGAUGUUUGCCAUAUGACACUUCCUUUUGAAGUCAACUGGCAACAUUUUACUGAAUCUGCCAGAAGCUGGAUUGGGCCUUCAGUGCUUGGUAAUCAGGUGCAAUUCAAUGUGAAAUAGUUUGCAUUCAGCCCACAUAUGCAGUAGGGGUGGGCAACUUGUAGCCCUCCAUAAAUUUUGGCCUACAAUUCCCAUCAUCCCUAACCAGAAUAGCCAACAAUGAAGGAUGAUGGGUGUUGUAGGCCAAAACAACUGGAAGGCACAAGUUGCUCACCCCUAGAUAUACCGAAUCUUAUUUUUAAAGGAAAAUGGCUGUGUUAUUUCCUACGUUUGUGAAUUUUGUCAAUUUUUGUAUGUUUCAUAUUUCACUGGUUACAGGUUUCUUUUGAAAAAUACAUGAACCCAAGUCUUUUUUGUUUUUUGUUAAUUUAACAUCAGGCAUUUUCAUGCUGUUAUUACCCAUGUUGCCCUUAAUGAAUUCAUGCAAAAGCAAUUAUACAUUUCUAUCUACA